This is a messenger RNA of Cladocopium goreaui, 975 nucleotides long. The record is from the annotation of a GenBank genome assembly. Lineage: Eukaryota; Dinophyceae; Suessiales; Symbiodiniaceae.
AUGGACCAGUUUGACCAAGGGCAGAUGGCACAUCUACCACUUGCUGUGCAGGUGAUCUCCAGCACGUGGGCCAGAGAUUCUCAUGACCUCUUUGACUUCGAGGCUCAUCAUUUGCACACGAAGACCUUCACAGUGCUGCAAUCCAUGGUCUGUGUCCGCAACGACACAGAGGUGAUGAUGAUGCGCGAGAACUCGUCGAUGCCAAUGGGCAGCGACCCACUUCUUCGCAUCAUUCAGAAGGAUGGAUAUUUCUGGGUGGACAAGGCUUCUCCCAGCACCAGUUCCAAGAAGCUGUGGCGUGUCGUUCGAGAUUCCAGUGCUGGGCAUCACCUGACCGAAGGCGACAUCAUCAAAUUGGGUCGUUUCAAGUUCAAGGUCCGGCAACUUGGAACCAGUCCGCUGGCGCAACCUGAGCUUCGCUUGGACGACGCGAAUGGGGCUUGUUGUCCCGCCAGUUUGGAUCAUGAAGCGCUGGCGGCCACUCUCUGUCGCAUUUGCCUUUUGGAGGGUUCCACCGAGGAAGAUCCCUUGAUCAGCCCAUGUAUGUGCAAAGGCUCCAUUGAGUUUGUACAUUUGGGUUGUCUUCGCUAUUGGAUCCGUGGGCGCUUGAACCUCACGGACGGUGCCACUGGAGGCAGCUACUUCUACCGGCCCUUAGCGUGUGAGCUUUGCAAGGCCAUCUACCCAACCUAUGUGACCACGGGUUCCGAACGGAUGCCGCUGGUGGAGGUGCCAAAAACAACACCACCUUUCAUCGUCCUGGAGAAUCUGGUCCGAGAUUCACAGCAACAUGCUUCCAGAGGUCUUCAUGUGCACAGCUCAGGAGCUCAGGUCCCUACGAUGACUAGUUAUGACUAGUUAUGAGUUGGUGAUUCCCGCGAGGAUCUACAAGGAUUUGAUCCUUGCCUUCGAUUGCGGCAUGUUGAACAGUAUGGCUGGCGAGAUGUUUCACCAAGCGACAAAAGUGGAUUGAAA